ACAACCUACCGCUGGAGGCGCUGUUCCCCUCCUCCUCCCAUAAGCGGGGGAGUGAGAGGUGCAUGAAAUGGAGAAAAAUGGCGGAUCAUGUGCAGGGCCUUGCCCAGCUGGAGAUCCUAUGUAAACAGCUGUACGAGACCACGGACACGGCGGUCCGGCACCAAGCGGAGAAAGCCCUGGUCGAGUUCACCAACAGCACCGACUGUCUCAGCAAAUGCCAGCUACUGCUGGAGCGAGGCAGCUCUUCAUAUUCCCAGCUGCUUGCAGCCACCUGUCUGUCUAAACUGGUGUCUCGAACCGGCAACCCUCUGCCUCUCGAGCAACGCAUCGACAUCCGGAACUAUGUGCUGAACUACCUGGCCACGCGGCCCAAGCUCGCGGCGUUUGUGACCCAGGCGCUGAUCCAGCUGUACGCCCGCAUCACCAAGCUAGGCUGGUUCGACUGUCAGAAGGACGACUACGUCUUCCGGAAUGUCAUCGCUGACGUCACGCGCUUUCUACAGCAGGACAGUGUGGAGCAUUGCAUCAUAGGAGUGACCAUUCUGUCCCAGCUGACCAAUGAAAUCAAUCAGGCGGACACGACGCACCCCCUCACCAAACACAGGAAGAUUGCGUCGUCGUUCAGAGACUCGUCACUCUUCGACAUCUUCACCCUCUCCUGUAACCUGCUCAAACAGGCGUCGGGGAAGAACUUGAACCUGAACGAUGAAUCCCAGCACGGGCUCCUCAUGCAGCUGCUGAAGCUCAGCUACAACUGCCUCAACUACGACUUCAUAGGAACGUCCACGGACGAGUCCUCGGACGACCUCUGUACUGUCCAGAUCCCCACCUCCUGGAGAUCAGCAUUUCUCGAUUCCUCGACCCUGCAGCUCUUUUUCAAUUUAUAUCAUUCCAUCCCACCGUCCCUGUCCCCGUUGGUGUUGUCAUGUCUAGUACAGAUCGCCUCUGUUCGAAGGUCGCUCUUCAACAACGCAGAGAGGGCAAAGUUCCUGUCGCACCUCGUCGAUGGAGUGAAGAGGAUACUGGCAAACCCUCAGUGUCUGCCAGAUCCCAACAACUACCAUGAGUUCUGUCGUCUGCUGGCGAGACUAAAAAGUAACUACCAGCUGGGGGAGCUGGUCAAGGUGGAGAACUACCCCGAAGUCAUCCGCCUCAUCGCCAACUUCACCGUCACCAGUCUUCAGCACUGGGAGUUCGCCCCCAACAGCGUCCACUACCUGCUGAGCCUAUGGCAGCGUCUGGCGGCGUCGGUGCCCUACGUCAAGGCCACGGAGCCCCACCUUCUGGAGACCUACACCCCGGAGGUCACCAAGGCCUACAUCACCUCGCGCCUGGAGUCCGUCCACGUCAUCCUGAGGGACGGUCUGGAGGACCCCCUGGACGACGCGGGCCUGGUGCAGCAGCAGCUGGACCAGCUAUCCACCAUCGGCCGAUGUGAGUAUGAGAAGACGUGCGCCCUGCUGGUGCAGCUCUUCGACCAGGCCGCCCAGAGCUACCAGGAGCUGCUGCAGUCCACCAACGCCAGCCCCGCCGACGCCACGGUGCAGGAGGGACGGUUGACAUGGCUGGUGUACAUCAUCGGCGCGGUGAUCGGCGGACGGGUGUCGUUCGCCAGCACGGACGAGCAGGACGCCAUGGACGGCGAGCUGGUGUGUCGGGUGCUCCAGCUGAUGAACCUGACGGACUCCCGGCUGGCCCAGGCCGGCAACGAGAGGCUGGAGCUGGCCAUGCUCAGCUUCUUCGAACAGUUCAGGAAGAUCUACAUCGGAGACCAGGUGCAGAAGUCCUCCAAGCUUUACCGGCGUCUGUCGGACGUGUUGGGGCUGAAUGAUGAGACCAUGGUACUUAGUGUCUUUAUUGGUAAAAUCAUCACCAACCUAAAGUACUGGGGUCAGUGUGAGCCAAUCACCUCCAAGACGCUGCAGCUCCUCAACGACCUGUCUCUAGGAUACAGCAGCGUGAGGAAGCUGGUCAAGCUCACUGCGGUCCAGUUCAUGUUGAACAACCACACAAGUGAGCACUUCUCCUUCCUGGGAGUGAACAACCAGUCGAAUCUAAGCGACAUGCGUUGUCGCACCACGUUCUACACGGCACUUGGGCGCCUCCUCAUGGUGGACCUAGGGGAAGAUGAAGACCAGUUUGAGCAGUUCAUGCUGCCCUUGACGGCCGCCUUCGAAACCGUGGCCCAAAUGCUCAGCACCAACACCUUCAACGAACAGGAGGCCAAGAGGACUCUGGUGGGUUUGGUGCGUGACUUGAGAGGAAUCGCUUUCGCCUUCAACGCCAAGACCAGCUUCAUGAUGCUGUUUGACUGGAUAUACCCGGCCUACAUGCCCAUCCUACAGAGAGCCAUAGAGUUGUGGUACCACGACCCUGCAUGCACUACACCCGUCCUCAAACUCAUGGCUGAGCUCGUCCACAACAGGUCCCAACGGCUACAGUUUGACGUCUCCUCGCCCAAUGGGAUCCUUCUGUUCAGGGAAACCAGCAAAAUGAUCACUACCUACGGCAACCGCAUCCUGACGCUGGGCGAGGUGCCGAAGGACCAGGUGUACGGCGUGAAGCUGAAGGGCGUGUCGGUGUGCUUCGCCAUGCUCAAGGCCGUGCUCAGCGGCAACUACGUCAACUUCGGCGUUUUCCGUCUCUACGGCGACGACGCCCUGGACAACGCCCUGCAGACCUUCAUCAAGCUGCUGCUGUCCAUCCCCCAUAGUGACCUCCUGGACUACCCCAAGCUCAGCCAGUCCUUCUACUCCCUGCUGGAGGUGCUGACCCAGGACCACAUGAACUUCUUCGCCAGCCUAGAGCCCCACGUGGCCGUGUACAUCCUGUCCUCCAUAUCAGAGGGACUCACCGCGCUGGAUACGAUGGUGUGUACGGGAUGCUGCUCCAGCCUGGACCACAUCGUCACCUACCUGUUCAAGCAGCUGACGCGCUCCACCAAGAAACGGCCCGCUUCCAUGGCGACGGACGACCGCUUCCUCCACAUCAUGCGGCAGCACCCGGAGAUGAUCCAGCAGAUGCUCUCCACGGUCCUGAACAUCAUCAUCUUCGAGGACUGCCGGAACCAGUGGUCCAUGUCGCGGCCUCUGCUCGGCCUCAUCCUGCUCAACGAGAAGGUACAGUAUUUCGCCGACCUGAGGAACAGCAUCGUCAACAGCCAGCCGCCGGAGAAGCAGCAGGCCAUGCACUUGUGUUUCGAGAACCUGAUGGAGGGCAUAGAGCGCAACCUGCUCACCAAGAACCGGGACAGGUUCACGCAGAACCUGUCUGUGUUCCGCCGCGAGGUCAACGACAGCAUGAAGAACUCUACGUACGGCGUCAACAGCAACGACAUGAUGAGCUGACAUUCCACACACCCAGCGUCGGACCCUUGCGGACCACCACAGUCUCCCCUUCCUCCUUCUCCCACCUCCUCCUCUUCCUCUUGGUUAUACCUCUGCUAGCGUUAACCCCCCCCCCUCCUCCUCCUCCUCCUCUUCCUCACCCUACUCACACCUCAUUGGCUGUCGCAGUCUCCAACAUUCUUUUUUUGAUCGUUUUUUUUUGCUCACCUUGGGCCCGGACGCCCUGAGGACUUUUAUCUUUACCCCCUGGCCGGGCGGAGGAGGAGGUAUCGAUCAAUAAAAACCAACGUUCACCACCCUUUUUACGUUGUACAUGUCCCACUUCCUGUCAUUGGCCCCCCCUCCUCACCUCACCUCCUCAACCCUCGGUCCCCGACUCCCUUGCCCCCCCACCUUUUUUGAUAUGAGCAUAAUAUAAAUAUAUACAGAUCUAUUUUAAAGCCAGUCUGCAGAGGCUUCCAUAGGCUUAGUCCUCUGGCAGGGGAAGGACGAGGUUUCGGAGGGAGGGAAAGGGCGAGAAAUCAUGGAGAGGGGAGGGAGGGCGCACUUCUACGCAUUCUGGACGAGGGAAAUGAUAGCGAAGGAAUGGGUGAGAGCGGUUAGACAGAGCGAGAGUGAGGUGAGUGUUUAAGGAUUUGAAGAGCGAGACAAGAGAAACAUAAAGCCGGUAAUCGUAGUGAUCUGCUUCUGCCUGCCUUGUAUAGAAAAAAAACACGAGUAACAAAAAAAAAGUGUACAUUUUUUUCUUUUUUUUCGUAACAUUUUGAACAAUGUUUAUAAUGAAAAAAAAAUACACAAGCAUAAUUGAGUGUGAUUGAGUGAGCUUUUUUUUCAGUAAUAGUGAGUUAGUUCAACAGUGUCUGGCGGGGGUGGGGGGGGGUUCCAACCAUUAAGAGCACAGGGAACAAUAGUUUAAAGGAAAGGGGCGGGGCACCUGAGCUCUGGAUUGGGUAGAGCAUCACCAUGGCAACGCAAAAAGGUUGAAAACACUAAACGGAUGCUGUGGAUCCAAGCUCCAUCUCUGUACAGUUACCCUCAGGGUCGAGGGGUGGAAAAUGGCUGCCGUCCUGGCCCCGAGCGCCGGACUAGGAACAGUGAUAACGACGGUCCUCCCGGCUCCUCUUCUUCUUCCUCUUCCUUCUCUGAACCGUCUGUACACACCGGAACACCCCCCCACCCCUUAACGGUGGAGGUCUUCAGUGGGACACCUUCCCGGUCCCACUCUAUGGUUGAGUCAGGGUCGUGUUAGGGCGUGUAAGCAACGUGGGGUCGGCUAUGUUCCCACCCUCUGGUAGGCCGUGUGGGUGUAGCCUCACGCCAUUUUGUUUGCACUCCUUCUGUGGUGUGGAGGUCCUCCAUGUGGAGUCCUUUUUGAGUGGGCGUGUGUGUGUGUGUGUGUGUGUGUGAGCGCGUAUAUGCGCAAGUAUGUUGGUGUGCGCGUGUGUGUGGCGUGGUGUGGUUUCGGAGGAUCGGCGUAGUGUUCUGUUGCCUGGUGUGCAUGUGGCGUUUCAUGGUGGCGAGACUGCAGGGGGGGGGGCUUUGGGUCGGGGGUGGUCUCCGAUAGGUCCUCUUUGGACCACCCGAAGACCCUCCCUCCCCCCCCUUUCUAGUUCUGUAGCAUCGCAUUCGCAGUGUCUAGUCAUCCAUGCUCACGUGAAGGAAAUGUUUUAAUUUUUAAAGAGAAAGAAAAAAAAAUAACAUCAAGCUUUGGUAGAGAUCGGAAAAGUAUAAAAAAAAAAAAAGAUAGAAAUGGAGUACACAGCGACUUGGUAUUAACCCUGCAGAGUCGCGGCUAACUUUGUUUAUUUUGCGAUGACUAGCGAAUCUCUAACCAGUGUCCGCUCCCAUGGAUGUUCAUUUUGAGUUCCUUUUUUAUUAUUUGGUUUCUGUCCCUGAUGUGAAUGUGUGGGGUCCAUAGUGUGAGUAGCUGAAUUGUUUGGAUGUCUGCUGCAUAUAGUGUAAGCAUUGUGACUGCAAAUAAACCUCAUCGGUUUGUA
Molecule: messenger RNA, 5344 nt
Organism: Gadus macrocephalus (Pacific cod)
Lineage: Eukaryota; Metazoa; Chordata; Actinopteri; Gadiformes; Gadidae
Gene: xpo7
Product: exportin 7
Exons: 28
Coding region: 63-3347 (1094 amino acids)
Biological process (GO): protein export from nucleus
Cellular component (GO): nuclear pore; cytoplasm
Molecular function (GO): nuclear export signal receptor activity; small GTPase binding
Source: RefSeq, a predicted model, not a curated record